Mustela erminea (ermine) is the source of this 5168-nucleotide messenger RNA. RefSeq names its product Kruppel like factor 3 (gene KLF3). Bases 254 to 1291 code for a protein of 345 amino acids. The record is from RefSeq and is a predicted model, not a curated record. Gene Ontology annotation, biological process: regulation of transcription by RNA polymerase II. Gene Ontology annotation, molecular function: DNA-binding transcription factor activity, RNA polymerase II-specific; RNA polymerase II cis-regulatory region sequence-specific DNA binding. NCBI's taxonomy places the organism in Eukaryota, Metazoa, Chordata, Mammalia, Carnivora, Mustelidae. The transcript has 7 exons.
CGCUGACAUUACUGCAUUCGCGGGGUUCAAGGCGGCUCGGAGCCGGGCCUUUAUUUCUCGUCUGCAGCGCUCAGCACCGCGCCUCGAAAACAAGCAUGCAGAUCGCCUGCUUGAGUCUGCAGCCCGGGGCUCUUUCAUGAUGCACCUGAGAAUUGGACUGCUUCUAUUUAGAAGGAUUUGCGUCAAGACCCCCUCCAGUAUAGUGGAUGAAUCUGCCAAACACCAGAGCACCCUAGAAAGCUGAACUAAAAGAAUGCUCAUGUUUGACCCAGUCCCUGUCAAGCAAGAGGCCAUGGACCCCGUGUCGGUGUCCUACCCAUCCAGUUACAUGGAGUCCAUGAAGCCCAACAAGUACGGCGUCAUCUACUCCACCCCGUUGCCGGAUAAGUUCUUCCAGACCCCGGAGGGCCUGUCGCACGGGAUGCAGAUGGAGCCGGUGGACCUGACCGUGAACAAGCGCAGCUCGCCGCCCUCCGCGGGCAGUUCUCCUUCGUCGCUGAAGUUCCAGCCCUCGCACCGGAGAGCCUCGCCCGGCCUGAGCAUGCCUUCCUCCAGCCCGCCCAUGAAGAAGUACUCGCCGCCUCCCCCGGGCGUGCAGCCCUUCGGCGUGCCGCUGUCCAUGCCCCCGGUCAUGGCCGCCGCCCUGUCCCGCCACGGCAUCCGCAGCCCCGGGAUACUGCCCGUCAUCCAGCCCGUCGUGGUGCAGCCGGUCCCCUUCAUGUACACCAGCCACCUCCAGCAGCCGCUCAUGGUCUCCUUGUCGGAGGACAUGGAGAACUCGAACAGCAGCAUGCAAGUACCUGUAAUUGAAUCAUACGAGAAGCCUAUAUUACAGAAAAAAAUUAAAAUAGAACCUGGGAUUGAACCACAGAGGACAGAUUAUUAUCCUGAAGAAAUGUCACCCCCUUUAAUGAACUCAGUGUCCCCCCCGCAAGCACUGUUGCAAGAGAAUCACCCGUCGGUCAUAGUGCAACCGGGAAAGAGACCGUUACCUGUGGAAUCUCCGGACACCCAGAGAAAGCGGAGGAUACACAGAUGUGACUACGAUGGGUGCAACAAGGUGUACACUAAAAGCUCUCACUUGAAAGCGCACAGAAGAACACACACAGGAGAAAAACCCUACAAAUGUACAUGGGAAGGAUGCACAUGGAAGUUUGCUCGGUCUGAUGAACUAACAAGACAUUUCCGAAAACAUACUGGAAUCAAACCUUUCCAGUGUCCAGACUGUGACCGAAGCUUCUCCCGCUCUGACCACCUUGCCCUCCAUAGGAAACGCCACAUGCUCGUUUGAACGGCUCCGUCCCCCGCCUCAGUGUGGCUCCCCACUCUCCUGGCUCGCUCUCUGUCCUCCUCCCCAUGAUCUAACUCAUUUUUUACAUGUACAUUUUAAUUUGGAUUCAGCUGGCCUGAAUCUCGGAAUUUAUAUCAUUCAAACUUCCAUAUGGUCAGUAGUAGAUGUUCUCUAAUCUCUCCUUACCACGGGUCAGACCUAAAGAAUGUGAACAUUUUUUUUUUUUUUUUUUUCCGGGGAUGCUAAGCAAACCCUUCUUACAGAUACGUUUAAUGUAAUGAGAACAAGGGAACAUGUAAACUUAAAAUAGCCAAUUGUCGAUUUCUCCAUGUAUUUCUCAAAAGAAUGUCAAAGUAAAUGUAUUAGAAAUACAGUAUCCAGCCUGCAAGUCCUUGCCAGGGGACCUUGAUACCUAUGUGCCCUGUGAAUGUAUUUUGUGCUUGCCAGCAAGAAGUAGGGCGGCCCCUCUCCCGGGUUAGGCAGACGUGCAGCCGGAUUUCAGGUAGGACUGUCCGUCCACCCUUCCUCCCUUCCGGUGCCCUUCACAAACCCUGCUUGUCGACUUGGAUUUACCAUGUCCUCAGUCCUUGAUGCACUUCUGUGCCUGCAGCUAACAAGGUCUUUGCCACCCCCCGGGCUGAGCCGUAGUGCUGAGUUAGGCGGGUGAUCUCGGUCAGUGAGGGGCCCAGCAUCGCAGGGAGUCAGAAUGAAGGGGCGUGGCGCAGGGGAGAGGCAGCAGCGUGGGCGAGGGAGGAAGCCGGCCCCUUCCUCCUGGGCUCGGGCUUUCCCACUGAGGUUUCAUCACUGGGUUAGCUGUACAGGGCAUCCCCAGAGCCUCAGUCUCUCUGCUCGACUGUGCAGAAGCAUCCAGCAGAGCCGAAAAUUGAUGGAGUGAGUCCUCCUUAUCCCUGUCACCAUUCCUCCGAUGCCCUUAAUGUGGGUCAUCGAGCCUUGAUUGUCGAAACACCAUGAAAAUAUUUUGCCCAGUAAUGGUAGGAAGGGAAAAAAGUCUUUUGAGGAAGAGUCUGGAUGGCCUUUCUUUCACUCAACCUACUUGCAGCUUUUUUUUUUUUCUUUGCAAACAGGGAAACGUUGAGUGUAUUUGUAUUCCCAUAUCAAAUUAAUCAUAGAGCUUUUAUACGGAAAGUCUGCUGUGUGGACCAUAGGGUGCCAAGUGGGCUGUCACUUGUGUUUGUGACACAUACCGUAAGUCAGCGUCUGCUGAUCCUCUAGUGGACGUGUUCAUUUUAAGACCCGAGUGACCCGAUUUGUAAAUACAGCUGGUUGGGAAGCGCACAUACCUUCAGUCGGGGGACAGAUUUCUGAAAAAUACAGAAAACCCCAGUUCAGGGAUUCAUAUCUUGAGAGUUCCAAAAUUCCCCAACAUUACUAUUUAAGAGUUUGGAAAUCGAUCACUCAAGUAUCCCCUUAGAAGAAGCUGAAAAUGACUCGUGUUUAUGUCAAAGAGAAGUAGCGCGCCAUUCUUUGGGGGGAAGUUUAAUGUUUUGUGGGGGGUUUUUUCCUUUUUUUUUUUUUUUUAAUUUUUUCAAAAGCUGGCUUUUGAGCACCAUAGUCUAAAUGCCAAUAAAAAUAAUUCACGCAUAGAAAAGUCAUUGGUCCUAAAUUUGAAGAAAGUGGGCAACAGUGGGUGUGUGUCACCAAACGCGCCUUCAUCCCUCGAUAAAGGAUGGAAGAGAAGGGAGAGGAAUCCUGAAGAGCCAUCCCGGCCACAACUCAGGAUCCAACACAACCUUAACUGGGAGGAAUCCAUUGCUCAUCUGUUUCUAAGACAUCAAUGAAUGAGUGAUUCUGGAGGCCCGCGAAUCGUGUGGGGAGCUUACUCUGAUGGCUUUGUGUUAAUAAAAAGUUAGUUGUAGGGACUGUGCACCUAAGAGAUCCCACUUACCAGCCCUCUGAACCAGCUGAAAGAAAAUGCAGUUGAGAAAUGCAGAGUUACUUGUUACCUUCUUGGCACUUGGUUCUGUUGUGUUUUUUUCUCUUCUUUUUUUUUUUUUUUUUUUUUUUUUUUGUAAGCACUGCGAAAUUUGUUCAGAAUAUUAAAACCUCCUAAUUGGGCUUUCUUUGUGUUUUUGCAAACUAUGACAUGAAUUGAGGGAUAAAAAUGGCUCUUGGGAAAGUAGGCAUUGUCUGUACUGUAAAUGCUGUCACUUUCAUACCAAAGUGUGUAUUUCUAGGAGGGGUUCUUCUGCAACACACUGAAGAUCAAGUUGGAAUGUGAGGAACUUUUUUGUUUUCAUGGAGAUGACCUCUGUGUGUGUGUGUGUGUGUGUGUGCGCGCGCGUGCACGUGUUCAACCUAUAGAGAAGGUAGGGGGAAAAGCAAGAAAGGGUAGAAUUGAUCAUCUUGGAAUAAUUAGCUUUUGAGUGUGGGUCUGGUUGAUAGAAAGCUUCGUAGGUUCUCAUGAAAUUUGGUGUGUUUGUUACAGCAUAUUUAAAUUUUGUCAAAAGAGCAAGCAAGACCCUGCAAAGACUCCAUUACUGUUCAGUUUACUUAGAUUAUGUUAACAAGUUCAUUAACAAAGAUUCAUUUUAAGUCUGAAAGAAAGGCAAAGCCCCACUGUUCCCAUUGCUGGUCUGUAUACUUCAGUUACCGAUUGGCUCUUGACCAAAUUUCCUUUUUUUAUAUAUAUUUGUAUUUUACUAUGAUAGUUGAGAAAUUUAGUCUCUUAGACGUUUUUAGCUGUUAUGGUGGAAGACCUCAAAUACAAGAUAGGAUGCCCUUGAACGUGUGGAUUUAAUGAUGUUCCAGGUCACCAUCAGUGGUUUUAAUUGCAGUUUUUUACAUUGAUGAGAAUGAUUUGUAUACAUGAAGUUAGCGUGGUAUAAAUCUUGUUAAGGAGUUUCUUUUGAUUAUUGUCCAAGGGUCAUCUUGGGGAAAUCAGAACAUUUAAGGCUGAAUGCAUCAUAUUGUAGAGUUCCAAAAUGGGAAUCUACAUCAUAAAUGGGCAUUAACAUUCUAAAUCGUCCGGUAGGGAGAAGGUGUUAGCAGCGUAACUAGGUCCAACCAAGGAAAUGAUACAUACGCGGGAGUUUCAGGAGCCUUGGAACAGAUUUCUAGGGGAACCAUAGAUGUAAAUGUAUAUUUUAUUAAAACACCCAUCUGCACUAUCAGUGUUGCACUAAUGUGGGAUCUGAAAGAUUUUAUUGCUGAUACUGUAUAUCUGCACGUCAUUCCUCAUUAGAUUGUUUUAAAGACAAUCUCAAAGAUCUAAGGUUUUAAAAUAAUUUGGUUUGCAAUUACACCAUCAUCUUGAAGGAAUCGCUGUUUUACAUGAAGUUGCUCAGAAUUGUCUUUAUUCUCUUCUGGGUCGAGGUUAACAAUUUCUAAAUGAUCGCAAAUUCACUUAAUACAUUUACAAAGCCAUUUUACAUGCAUUAAACGAGGGCUACAACAAUAUUACGUUUUACAGAUACUAGCACUUUUUUUUUUUUUUUGCUGUUAUGUACUUAGUGUUAGAGGGUCAAAAUAAUCUUUCUGCUUAGCAUCUCUUAAACCAUACCUGCAAGUGUAGCAGGAUUAGUACAUUUACAGUACUUUAAUACUUGUAUAAACUAUGCAGAAAUUUUUAAUAAAGUGUAAUAUAUUUUAUAAGCUAAUAAGACUGAAUGGGUAAAGGUUUUUAGCAUGCAUUAGUAUACUUGCAAAUACUGAAACAUUUUGGUAAUCUUUCUUACUAAAGAUGUGAAUGUUUAAUGUACCUUCGCUGUUUCUACUCUGUAGUCCAAUGGGAAUUCAGUAAUGACAUUUUGUCAUGUCAAACUGUGAACAUAAAUUUGUACUGUACAGUCCUCAUAUACUAUAUACAGUAUGCAAUAUAUGUAUUAUAUACUUGUUAAUAAAACCAUCAGAAUAUUAA